AUGGGAGCCACAGCAUCAGCCCACGCUGAGACUGUGGACAUUGACAUCUCCUGCCUCAGCGACGAGGAGAGAAGUCUCUCGCCGCUGUUCAUGGAGAUCGUCGCAGCUUUGUGGAUGCACAAGGGCAGCCUCGGCGGCUUGAAACAUUUCCAUGAGCGGCCAAACCUCGACCCGUUUCGCCUGGCGAAUCCAAGAGCCAUGUGUAUCCGUUCUCAUGGCCGUCUCUUACUCUUUCUCGUUCUCCUCAGCUUGAUUCCCGAAGGUGCCGGCUUCCGCAACUCUGCGAAGACCUCGGGGGAGAAGGAGCCAGUUGCCUGCCUGGAUGGCGACACACGGGAGCCGGGAUGCAAAUCCGUUUGCCGCUGGCUUCACCUCACGACCUCGGAGCUCAAUGGGCACUGCAAGGACUGGGUAAACAAGCUCAAGGGCGUGGGGCGAGGCGACGAUAACAACAACAGCAAGCUCGGAACCUACAAGGGCCGCGCGUGGUACAAGUUUUGGGGCACCUCCAGCAUGGAGCCCUUGAUCAAAGUGCUGAGCUCGAACUGCAAGGAGGAAGAGCUUGACUUCUAUGCUGCCGCCUUGUACCAGUUGAUCGAGGACCUGAAGAGGGAUCGUCCGACGAAGUACGAGAAGUACGACGAUGAGUUGGCAAUCCUUCAAGAGAAGCUUUCAGAUGUCGUCACCGAGAAAGUGGCAAAAUUGGUCCCGCAAGACGACAUGGGUGCAGACGAUGCAACUCCCCUCCCAGUGUGCCCCGCCGAUUUGCAGGUGGAAGCCGGGGACUUCCUGACGUACGAGUACGGAGGGCCCGACUUUCAGGAGAUCUCCGCGAUGCUGAGCGACUUUGCAGCGGAAGGUGAAGCUUUGGAGUUACGACUCCACUAUUCCUACGGCCCGUACUUUGACUACUCGCAAACCCUCAACACGACUUCAAACGUAACGUUCAAGAAUCGCACCUUUGGUUCAAAGGUGCGUAGAGUCUUCGAGCUCUCCUGGAAGCACACGCUGAACACAAUCGUGCGAGCUGGGAAGGGUUUGGCGGAUCUUGCUGCAAACGCCGGAAAGUUCUUGUGGGACAUGACGCGGAACGCUGGAAAGGUCUUGGGGAGGAUGGGUGUCUGGACCGGUGCUGGGGUAACGAGGAUCUACUCGCAUGUCCGGCAGACCACCCCUCACACGAAUCAGACGAAAUGGACGCACACGGAGAUGGGCAUUGGUGAUGGCUAUUCCAUUUCUGUCUUUAAUGGCCUUGGUGUUUUCCAAGGUUCCAGGGUAUGUGGGAAUCCUGGGCAAAUCGUGGUGUCACGUUUCGUUGGCGACGGAACUGUCAAUGCGGCCGCCUACCGGAAGCUAGCUGCUGAACGGGCGCUCAUGUGGCAACCGUAUCUUCGCCACUAUGCAGACACGGUUGGGCAGUGGCACAGAGUGGUCGUCGGUCACUGCAAGUCAUGGCUGGGCACACCCGGAAAGUCUGAGUAUUUCGAAGCUGUCACCCCAGAGAGGGUCGAGGAGAUGUGGAACUACACCCCGAGCGUGAAUGAGACUGAGAAAGGGUUCUUCGAAGGCAUGAAGGACAACUUCCGCACACAUGUCAGCAACAACCACAGCAACACCCGGAUCAAGCCAAAAGCCAUGUUCUGCUCGAAGUUCGUGUCGGCCGUGUGGUCUUCCACCAUAGGCAACCCAACAGCUCUCCCCGAUGCUCAGCCUCGCUCGGAAGAUCUGAAGAAGAUGUUCCCCUUCAACCCGGGCGCCUGCAGCCCGUGGACUCUGGUCCAGUGGCUGCUGAGCAAGAAAGGACGUGAGACCUGGCACUCGCAAAAGAUCACAAGAGAGGACUUCUGCGCCGGAUAUUCAGACUUCGAGUAUAUCUACCUGACCAUCCUUGGCUUCGCCAAGCUUCAUUCCUUAGUCGAGGAGAUAGCGCUGCAGAACAACGGCGAGGUCUUCACCCGGAAUCCAGGCGUUCAACUUCUCGAGCGCGCUUGCGGCAUGACGAUGCAUGGAAAUCGUGAAGGAGCGAAUGCCUUGCUUCGGUCCGCACCAGGCGCACUGCUAGAGGUACCCUUCCAGGUGGUGAGGCCGACUGCAAACCAUUCUUCGAUGCUGCCAGUCCCAGAAGGGUUGGCAAGGCUAGCUCGACAUCCGAGCAGCAUCUCGAUUAUCUCCGUCGUCGGCCCUUUCCACUCGGGCAAGAGCUUUUUGCUGAACGCGCUGUUGGGUGACACACAGGUCUUUUCCAUCGGACGGAAGACAUCCCCAGAGACAAUGGGGAUCUGGUUGUGUCGCACAGAAUGGCAAGCAAGUGAUGGGUCAGAGGUUUGGUUAAUGGACUCCGAAGGCUUUUUCGGGCCAGGCGUGGCUGAGAGCUACGAUGCAAAGGUCUUCACCAUUGCAACACUUCUGGGUGGCCACUUGGUGUACAACACCGUAAAGAUCAUCGACCAACAGGCAGUCAACCUUUUGGAGAUGUUGGCCCGCCGUGCGCAACUUUUCCGAACCCGAACAUCCAAGGAGCAGGCGAAUCUAGAGACGCCUGAGUUCCUGAGUGUGAGAAGCUUUCCGCCCUUGACAUGGGUGGUGGAGGACUUCGUGCAGGAGCUGCCCGAGGUUCACGCGCACUCCUCGGAUCCGGCCACCGCUUGGCUCAAGUCCUACUUGUCUCACGUCAACGAUACCUCAGGCGAGGAAGUGAAUAUCCUUUCCAAGUUGUACAGCAGCGUGAAGGUAAAGACCUUGUUCUUGCCAGCGACGUCAAAGCCAGAGCUACAGGAUCUUUCGAAGCUUCAAUGGUCGCAACUCACGCCCGAGUUCAAGAAGGAGCUGAAAGAGUUGAAGACGCACGUCCUCUCCAGCUUGCACGCUCGGUCCUUCGAAGGCGAGCCCAUGACGGGCCGCACGUUGGAGAGAUCGCUACGAUUCAUUGUGCAGGGCCUACAACGUGGCAUGUUCCAUGAGCUACCAUCACUCUGGACGACCUGGACACAACAAGUUGCCGAGAUGUCCCUUCAAGACGCCGACACCUGGUUUUCAUCACUCGUGUCCAGCAUAGAUCAGGGUGAAGACCCCAUCCCGCUGCGAGACUUCAACGACAAGGUGGAGGAGGCGAGGACCAAGUCCGUUCAGUUCUAUGUGGAACUGCUGAGAGACUUCGAUGUAACCCAAGACAUACCGGAGCUCCGGAAAAGGAUGGCAGUGCACUUUCAGCACAAGCUCCUCUUGUAUCACGAGCGAGUACAACGAUGGACAAACGAAGGCAUUGUGAGGGAGAAAGAAGGCUUCGGCCGGUUGCUGGCAGAGCGCGAGCUUCCUUUCGACCCUGACCUAUUCAGAAAGAGUGGAGAGGAAGGUAUCCGCAAGAUCGUGGGCGACUUUAAUGCAAAGCUUCAAGUCUUUGCAGCGAGAGGGCCAAGUCCUAUUCAUGGCAAGGCAGCUUCUAUGCCAACCUUUUCACAGGACCCGGCAAGCCAGCUUAGUGUAGACUUGCACACAAUGCUGGGUGCCCGCGAGCUGGAAAACGAACGGGAGAUAAUGCAGCAUUUCAAAGCAGCCGUUGCCGCUGCUGAUGAGGCAGUCGACCGUGAGUUGAAGCUGGUGGGCAACAAGCUGUUGGGCAAGACCCAGCUAAAGGAGCUGCAGUCCAUCGUGCAAUCACGAUGCUGGCAAGCGUUCGAGGACAAGCUGGCAGGACACAAGUGGAUGAAGCUUCUAAGCCACCACAAAACACACAAGGCUUUGGUGCAAACAGAGACGUACGAAAACAGGAUGACGAGGUACAGUGCCGCGAAUGAUCAACGGCUCAGCGCUCACUUCCGGACAGCCUUGGAGCGAUGUGUCAGCUCGUACAAGACACGCAAGACCCACUUGGCGAUGCCUGCCUCGGAGACAGACCUCACCGCGGAGCACAGGCAGCUAGCAGCAAGCAUUCGAGAGCUGCUAGAUGAGCAGGGCCGCGACCUUCAAGAUACCGAUGCGCACCGGGGUGCCCUAAGGAGCCUUGAGUCGGUUUUGGACGAAGGCUUCGUGCACGUCAAACAAAAGAAUAUUGAGCUUUGGAAGGUUCACUCAGACGAAGCCACGCGCUGUGCGCUUAAGGAAAAUCAAGCUGCCGAGAAAAACUGUCGGUAUUUCUGCUUGUUUACCCGUGUUCCAAUGGUUCACAAAGCGAACUCUCGAAAACACUUGUUGCAAUGCUUGUCGCGAUCCAGCACAGGAACCCGAAUGUCGCAAAGUAUGCAAAACCAGGUUUUUGAGGAUUGGUACAACAAGGAUUUGGCCCAUGAUGCGGCUACUGUUUGGACCAACUUCUACCUCUUCCUUGGCACGCCGGUUAUCGGACUGGUGGUGCUGUGCUUCAUCACCGGCUGUGGACGUUCCAACCGGCAGCCCCCGCCGCCACCGCCGACUUCCUUCUACGGCACAGCGGGACCGCAGUACACAGCGGGACCGCAGUAUGUCCCGGCAUUCCAGGUAGCCAAAAGCUCCGGCAAGACGCUGGACUUCUUCCGGAAGGCUUUCGACCGUCAGGCGGAUCCAUGCCUGGAGGGGCGGACGUCCCGGCUUCUACAAUACUUGGAGAAGCACACUCACACUGUGACCAAAGUGGCUCCAUGGGAGGACGUCUCGCUGCAGCGGCUGCCGGAUGGAGCGGCCAGCCGAGACAUAGUCGGUGAACAUCUGCGCGUUUUCUGCAACGAGUGCACUUGGCUCUGGUCGCGCCAGCAUCACUUCACUUAUGAGGAUGCCAAAGCUUCCAGGUUUGGCGGCGAUGCCAAACUGACAGAGGACUUCGCGACUGUUUUCAACGCUCAGAGCUUUAGUGAAGCAAUGAGAGCCAGAGGAGUUGUGCGACGUGGGCCUACCGCGCAGUGGGAGGUCCAGGUGGAAAAUGGCUCCUGGGUCGGCUACGAGGAAGAGGCGUCUGCUACCAUCGAAGCUGCCUACAGCAAGAGGCUGCCGAGCCUCGAGCUGCGACUGGGCCCACGAGGUUGGAAGUAUGUGAUCGAUCUUGGGAACCAGGUCCAGCUGAACCCCAAGACUAGAAAGUCGCGACCCAUUCGCCGGCAGGAGGCGCCAAUCUCACCCUCCUCGCCAUCGCGAGGAUGCGUAAAGCUGACAGAAGCGGAGUUCGAGGAGGCUGUACAGUUCUUUGCCGGUGGAUAUGCAGACAUUGCCACCGGCUCCUCCGCGACAUGGCAUUUAAAGAAGGAGAGCACGAGUGAGCAGAGCAUCUCGCAGCCAGUGCACUUGCUGCAAGAGUCCGAUGCCAAAGAGCUUGGUCCGGGUGCGACCGAAGGCUGCUGGGCAGAAGCGAGGGACGGUGAGGGCCGCGAAGCCAGGCGGAUGAUUGCUGACUUGAACUCGGUGUGGCUCCCAUUCGCACGGGAGAACAAAGUUCAAGAAGCUCUGCCUGCACCGCCCAUCACUCCGAUGGCUGACGAGGAGUCGUCGAGGCCGAUGUUGUACAAUGGCGAGGAGAGGACGAGUCCUGCUACGUCUGGUCUCCUGCGCACCAACCAUUUAAGGCGCAAUGCUGGUAUUUGUGUCUUUCUGAUUGCUUUCAUUGGGCUGCUGGCCUCAAGGAAGAUGGCGCGCACCCCUUCGGCGGAUGUCGACCUGAUGCCCCGUGCAGCCCUGCGCUCUAUGGAGGCACCGAAUAGCCCUCAGAUCGAGAUAUGGCAGUCAGCGAUGAACACUGGUGACCGACUGUCGCCGAAAGCGCCUGGCUCCUUCGUUCCUGACUUCGCUUUCCAAGGCAUUGAAGUGGAAGUGACGGACGUGGCGGAACAGGUCAUUGAGGGAUUCGGGGGCGCCUUCACGGAAUCGAGUGGUCUGGUCUUCAGGAAGCUGACCGACGCGCAGCAGCGCGCCUUUCUGAACGACUACUUCAGCACAGAGGGCCUGGGCUAUGUGAUGGGCCGCACGCAUAUCAACAGCUGCGACUUCUCGGUGAGCAGCUAUUCCUUCGACGAGGUUGCCGGAGACGUGGAGUUGACGGCAUUCGACACCACGCUUUCCAGAGACUUGAAGGCGUUGAUACCCCUCAUCUGGGCCGCUCAGAAAGUGGUGAGGGCCGAAGGGCGCGAGAUGAAGAUGUUGGCUUCCCCCUGGAGCCCACCUGCAUGGAUGAAAAAUCUGGCAUUCAAUCCGAGAGCGGGGAUGGACCAUUCCAGUGCACCGUGCUUGAAAGCGGACAUGCAGAACGUGUGGGCGCGAUACAUCUCGAAGUGGGUGUCCUCGUACAAGGCAUAUGGCAUCCCCAUUUGGGCAGUCACUGUUCAGAACGAGCCCGAGAAUAAUGCAACCUGGGAAGCCUGUCUCUUGACAGCUGAAGAAGAGGCAGCCUUUGUCGGUCAGCACUUGGGCCCAGUCUUGCAGGCGGAUCAUCCCGAAGUGGAGGUGUUCGGGUUCGAUCACAACAAAGACCACGUUCUCGUUUAUGGUCGCACGUUGCUUCAAGACGAGGCUGCGUCCAAAUACCUUUCUGGCAUCGCGUACCAUUGGUAUGCUGGCGAUGGCUUCGACCAGCUGAAGCAGCUCAAGGCCGAGUUUCCGAAGGCCAAGAUGCUCCCCUCCGAAGCUACCUGGGAGGCGUAUCGCUGGACACCAGGAACGAAGCUUUCGCAAGGCGACUGGCACUUCGGUGAAGGCUAUGCGCACGACAUCAUUGGCGACUUCAACUCGGGUGCCAUCGCCUGGGUGGACUGGAACCUCAUUUUGAACGAGACUGGUGGGCCCAACCACGUCAACAACGUUUGUGACGCAGCCAUGCAGGUCAACUUUUCCAGAGGAGAAGUCUACCAUCACCCGCAGUUCUACUACAUAGGUCACUUCUCCAAGUUCUUGACGCCUGGGUCUGUUCACCUGACGUCAUACACCAGAAGGAGUCCAACAUAUCAAGGUCCUCCUCGUCCGUAUGGAACCUGCACGGGGCAGGAUGGACUUCAAGCAACAGCAGGGCGCACGCCAUCCGGCAAGGUUGUGCUGGUCGUGCUCAACUGCGGUGAUGCAGACCUGGAGUUCAAGCUCAAGUAUGCAGCUUCGGCGCAGAAGUUUGUGAUUCCGGCUCAUGCCAUUCAGACAUAUCGCUUUGACGCCGAUGUCAGCAAGGUAUCCAUGUGA
Symbiodinium necroappetens is the source of this 7125-nucleotide messenger RNA. NCBI's taxonomy places the organism in Eukaryota, Dinophyceae, Suessiales, Symbiodiniaceae. The record is from the annotation of a GenBank genome assembly.